Molecule: messenger RNA, 2589 nt
Organism: Dromaius novaehollandiae (emu)
Lineage: Eukaryota; Metazoa; Chordata; Aves; Casuariiformes; Dromaiidae
Gene: FGR
Product: FGR proto-oncogene, Src family tyrosine kinase
Exons: 13
Coding region: 129-1736 (535 amino acids)
Biological process (GO): cell surface receptor protein tyrosine kinase signaling pathway; protein phosphorylation; cell differentiation
Cellular component (GO): extrinsic component of cytoplasmic side of plasma membrane
Molecular function (GO): non-membrane spanning protein tyrosine kinase activity; ATP binding; signaling receptor binding
Source: RefSeq, a predicted model, not a curated record
CCGGCACCGCGGCCGAGCGCCGGGCUCCAUGCGAGCCGCAGCAGCAGGGCUCACGGGACGUCUCCUCCUCCCCACGGUGCCAUGGAGCAGCUGAAGUGACCCCAGGAGCCGUCGCAGCCGUGCCCAGGAUGGGCUGUGUGCACUGCAAAGAGAAGGGCUCCGGCAAGGGGCAGCCGGAGAGCGGCCCCCCCCCGGCGCCCGCCUCCCAGUACGACCCCGACCCCACGCAGCCCGCCGGCGCCUUCACCCGCAUCCCCGACUUCAACAACUUCCACGGCGCGGCGGUGCCUGCGGCACCCGCCUUCGCCGCCCCGGGGCUCUACCCCGCCGGCACGCUGCCGGGGCGAAGCAGCGGCAUCACAGGCGGGGGCGUGACGCUCUUCGUCGCCCUGUACGACUACGAGGCCCGGACGGAGGACGACCUGACUUUCCAGAAAGGGGAGAAAUUCCACAUCAUCAACAACACCGAGGGCGACUGGUGGGAGGCCAGGUCGCUGAGCUCGGGCACCGCCGGCUACAUCCCCAGCAACUACGUAGCCCCCGUGGACUCCAUCCAGGCAGAAGAGUGGUACUUCGGGAAGAUGGGGCGCAAGGACGCCGAGCGGCAGCUCCUGGCCCACGGCAACGGCCGCGGCACCUUCCUCAUCCGCGAGAGCGAGACCACGAAAGGCGCCUACUCGCUCUCCAUCCGCGACUGGGACGAGGCCAAGGGCGACCACGUCAAGCACUAUAAGAUCCGCAAGCUGGACAACGGCGGCUACUACAUCACCACGCGCGCCCAGUUCGACACCGUGCAGCAGCUGGUGCAGCACUACAUCGAGCGCGCGGCGGGGCUGUGCUGCCGCCUGGCCGUGCCGUGCCACAAGGGAACGCCCAGGCUGGCCGACCUCUCGGUCAAGACCAAGGACGUGUGGGAGAUCCCCCGCGAGUCGCUGCAGCUCCUCAAGAAGCUGGGCAACGGGCAGUUCGGGGAAGUGUGGAUGGGCACGUGGAACGGCACCACCAAGGUGGCGGUGAAGACGCUGAAGCCGGGCACCAUGUCGCCCGAGGCCUUCCUGGAGGAGGCGCAGAUCAUGAAGCGGCUGCGGCACGACAAGCUGGUGCAGCUCUACGCCGUGGUGUCGGAGGAGCCCAUCUACAUCGUCACCGAGUUCAUGAGCCAGGGCAGCUUGCUGGAUUUCCUAAAGGACGGGGACGGCCGAUACCUGAAGCUGCCCCAGCUGGUGGACAUGGCUGCCCAGAUCGCCGCGGGCAUGGCCUACAUCGAGAGGAUGAACUACAUCCACCGGGACCUGCGCGCCGCCAACAUCCUCGUGGGCGACAACCUGGUGUGCAAGAUCGCCGACUUCGGCCUCGCGCGCCUCAUCGAGGACAACGAGUACACGGCGCGCCAGGGCGCUAAGUUCCCCAUCAAGUGGACGGCGCCGGAGGCCGCGCUCUACGGCAGGUUCACCAUCAAGUCGGACGUCUGGUCCUUCGGCAUCCUCCUGACGGAGCUGGUGACCAAGGGCCGGGUGCCCUACCCAGGGAUGAACAACCGGGAGGUGCUGGAGCAGGUGGAGCGCGGGUACCGCAUGCAGUGCCCGGGCAGCUGCCCGCCCUCGCUGCACGACGCCAUGGUGCAGUGCUGGCGGCGGGAGCCCGAGGAGCGGCCCACCUUCGAGUACCUCCAGGCCUUCCUCGAGGACUACUUCACCGCCACCGAGCCCCAGUACCAGCCGGGCGACAACCAGUGACCCCCCCCGGCCGGCCUGGGGGGGCACUUGUGGACAAUCCUCCCCUUUUCCGGAGGGGGGGGGUGUUACUCCCUUUGCCCCCCGCGAAUGCUCCCUGGGGGCUUGGGGGGUGCCCCGAGGGGCUUUGCACAAGGACCUCGGGGGGGGGGUGCAGAGCCCCCGCCCCGGCCGAGCGCAGCCCACUCUCGUUGCCUUCGCACCCAGCUUUUACCCGGAGAAGCGGCUCUGGAGCAGCGGCCCCUGCCGCGGCACGGACCCACGCUCGCCCCCACCCCCCCCAGGGCGACGGCACCCGGGGGGGGACCGAGCUGGGGUGGGAGGGCUUUGGGGAGGGGACGCCUACCCCAGGGUCCCCCCCACUUCCUCAGGGCACCUUAAGUAGCAUUAGCACAAGUGGGGGGGGCAAUCCCACAACAGCCCCCCACAAACACCCCUUGCCCCCCAGCAGCACAGGCCUUGGGGGCACCCAAGGGUGCCCCCCCCCGUGCCAGCCCCUAAGCUCCUCUCCCCCCGCUCAGCUCUGCGCAGCUGGGGGGGAGGUUCGAACCCCCCCCCCCCCAAAUCCUGGCACUGACCUGGGGAAGCUCACCCCACGCACCCCCCCAUAUAACUCAAAAAACCCCCCCAUAUAAUCUUUAAUUUAUAAGAUUUCACACCCCUCACCCCAGCAGCUGUCCCACUCCCACGGUUCCCUGUAUUUGGGGGGAUUUCCUUGUCCCCCCCCCCUUUUAUCUCCUCUCCUUAAAGCCGAGCCAAAUCCUGAAAGCCAUAAACCACUGCUUGCACUGGGGGGGGACAAGGGGUCCGGGGGGGUCAGGGCCACCGGCAGCCCUGGGGACGCCACGCUGGGCCC